Cyprinus carpio (common carp) is the source of this 4884-nucleotide messenger RNA. RefSeq names its product janus kinase and microtubule-interacting protein 1-like. Gene Ontology annotation, molecular function: GABA receptor binding; kinase binding; microtubule binding. The record is from RefSeq and is a predicted model, not a curated record. Lineage: Eukaryota; Metazoa; Chordata; Actinopteri; Cypriniformes; Cyprinidae.
UGUUGACGCUGCAUCGUUCCCUUCCAAUAGCGGAAGCGUUGCUCAUGAAUAUUAAAAGCGAGACCUUCACAGUAGUAGGAUUCGAAAAUUCGCUGUCGGAUUUCCCUUGCAUGUGUAGUGGAGACUAAUGUAACGCUGUCACCACUAUAACAGCAUCAACACACACCACCCUCAUCUACACUUCCGCAACUGCUGUCAGAUGCCAUCGCCAGUCGUGUUUCUCCGGACAGAGCGGAAUUAAGGGCACAUUUUCGGCCUUCUGGACCGCGGACACCUGAGACGCUCACGGAGAAGAGGAAGAUGCCAGUGACGGUGUGGUCGAUUUCCAGUGUAACAAAAGGUUUAGAGUGAGAUUUGACUCUGGAAGUGUGGAUUUGACUGGCGAAUCAUCAUUUGGGGAGGAUGGCUGCAACUACGCCCACAUCAGCCCCACCUCCCAAAAAGAGCAGAGGAAAACAGGAAAUAGAAACUCUACAGGCAGCCAAUGAAGAGCUGAGGAGCCGGUUGAGUGACUUGCAAAAUGAACUGCAACAGGAAAGAGGCAAGGUGGGUAAAUUACGGGAACGUUUCCAAGAGUUACGGGCCCAACGAGAGACUGAGCAGCACAAGCACUCGGUCACUCUCACUGAACUCCGCGUCAAGCUCCAUGAGGAGAAGCAGCGAGAGGUGGCGGCCACACGAGAGAGCCUGUCUCGGCAACAUGAGACCGAGCUGGCCAGGGCAGCACGUCUCCGCGAGACAGAACUGGCCAGGCUUCAGGCGCUGGUGUGUAUUUUACGAGAUGGAGCCAGCGGUGAGCUACGUAAUGCCCUGAAGGAGGAGGCACGAGAGGAGGCCCGCAGGAGCUACGAGGCAGAAAAACUUAGGCUCACGCAGGAGCUGCAGGAGGCAAAGACAUUGCGGCGGCAGGCAGAGGAGGCACUGUCCAAUGCUGUGCAGGCGGACAGAGCCAAAGCUGCCGAUCUCAGGGUGGCCCAUCAAGCUCAUCAGGAAGAGAUUCAGAGAAUUAAACGCGAGAGCGAGAGAGAAAUCCGGAGAUUGAUGGAAGAGUUGAAGAGCAGAGAUCGUGUGGUGCAGUCACUGGAAAAAGAGCUGGGUGUGCAGGCGGGACAGACACAGCGUCUACUGCUGCAGAAAGAGGAAUCAGAGCGGCAUUAUGGGAGUCCGAAGAGAGAGGUGGCGCCUUUCUUUGGGGAAAACACAGACUCAGUCAAUAACCAGGACGCAGAUGAGAGGGAUGUCCGGAGGUUUCAGCUGAAGAUCGCUGAGCUGCAGGCAGUAAUCAGGAAACUAGAGGACAGAAACACCCUGCUGUCAGAUGAGAGAAAUGAACUGCUGAAACGAGUGCGAGAAACAGAUGCAGAGAUAAAGCCUCUCAUGGAGAAGAAUAAAAGGCUGAAUAAAAAGAAUGAAGAGCUGCAGCAGGCUCUACAGCGCAUGGAGGACAAACUGAAGACACUCAGUAGAGAGAACGCAGAACAGAAAGAGAAAUCCCAGCAGAACUUGCAGCCGGGUGGGCUGAAGAAACACACUUCUCUAACGGACCUGAGUCAUGCCCACGAGCAACAGGAAGUCGAGUAUCUGCAUUUGCAAAUCAACGAGCAGCGUGGCAUUAUAGAUGAGCUCAUGCAGGAACGGGACAAGUUGAUAAUCAGCAAAAAGAACAGGCGAAAAAACAUCAAGUUGCCCAAGAGGCAUGUUGUGGAGACAUAUUUUGGAUUUGACGAAGAAUCUGUCGAUUCUGAAACGUCAUCUCUGACAUCAUAUAACACCGAUCGCACAGAUCACACCCCUGCCACCCCUGAAGAGGAUCUUGAAGAUGGCUUUUCCCGAGAGGAGGCAGAGCUGCGAUUUCGGCAGCUGACGCGAGAGUACCAGGCACUGCAGCGAGCUUACGCACUUCUGCAAGAGACUACAGGGCCUCUGGACCCUGAGAGACACUGCAGGACACGGGAGCAGCUGCAGACGGAGCUGAUUGGCUGUCAGGCACGGAUUGCCGACCUGGAGCGGAGCUUGGCAGAGAAGGGGCAGGACUCAAAGUGGGUGGAGGAAAAGCAAAAUCUUCUCAGGGUGAACCAGGAACUCAGAGAAAAGAUAGUAUCACUGGAGCAGUGUGAAAUGAGAUUACGCUCUGAAGUUCAAGACACCCUGGAUCAGAAUGAGCUGCUUGAAUUCCGCAUUCUAGAACUGGAAGAGAGGGAACGCCGUUCUCCUGCCUUUAACCUGCAAAUCUCUGCCUCUGAAAACAACAGUAUUCUACAGCUACACUGCCAGCAAGAGGGUGUCAAGGAUGUCAUCAUUCCUGACCUCAUGAAAAAGCUUGACAUUCUUGGGGAUAAUGGGAACUUGCGAAAUGAGGAGCAGGUGACAGUCAUUCAAGCGGGCACUGUGCUGUCUUUAUGUGAAAAGUGGCUGAAGCAGAUCGACAGCACUGAGGCAGCGCUGACACAGAAAAUGAUUGAUCUGGAGAAUGAGAAGGAGCUGUUCAGUAAACAGAAAGGUUUCCUGGAAGAGGAACUAGACUACAGAAAGCAAGCUCUUGAUCAGGCCCAACUGAGGGUGCAGGAGCUGGAGGCCACAUUAUACGCUGCCCUACAGCAGGAUCCAGACAGCUGUUUGGGGGAGAGUUUAAGUGACAGGCAGCGAGCGAAGCUGGCCGAGUCAAUGGAUGCAGUGCGGAGACAGAUCCUACGGCAGAGUCGACAUGCCGACACACUCGUUCUACAACAGCGCAUGGAGCUCCUCCAGUCUGCACAGCAGAGGAUCAGAGAACUUGAAGAUAAGAUUGACAUGCAGAGAAGACAAAUCAAAGAGAUUGAAGAGAAGUUUUUGUUCCUUUUCUUGUUUUUCUCCCUAGCUUUUAUUCUCUGGCCUUGAAACCCACACACAUCAUAUUCUCUCUCUAUAUAUCCUUCUGUCUCCCACUGUCUUUCUCAAACACACACAGGUGCGGUAUCUAGACGAAAGAUACAAACUCUUUUGCCACUAGAAACUUUGGUGACACAAUCAUUCCUCAGUUUGUUGUACAAAACAUGUUUUUAAAUAUUUUAUGAAACAUUUCCAAAGAGAAACGUUCGUAUUUCAAGAGUUCCAGAGGCUGCUUAACCUUAUUUUGUCUGAUUGAAAAUAGUGUGAACAAAUAUAAAUGAAUGCACCCUAAAUAUUUGUUAUAUUGAGUAUUUAAAGACACUUCAGCAAUUGUCUGACUGCUUUUAGUUUCAAUUAAUAAAGUUGUAUUUUUUUCACAUGUGCUCUUGAAGGCUUUUUUCAGAGCGUGAACAAGGGUGUUUUUCAGAUGGUGUACAUUCUUUACUUUAAAGCAAGCUAUUGUUUAGCUCAGACAAUAGGUGGCAGUAAAGUAACAAUCCAUCCCUCAUCCUUUUGUUGUCUGGGACUGGCAAAGGACUGCAGACAGUCUCACUCACCUGACCUGAGUUCACCUCACUGUGCUAGACUUACCACAUGGAGAUGACAAACUUUCUUAGUCCCAAUCAGAGAAGGUGGCAGACCACUGAAAAAAAAAGACAUGUGAGAAGACAAGGUGCAGCCAGAAAAGUAUGGAUGCAUGUGUGAAUGAAGCCAAUGAUAGAAGGAGGAGCAGAGUGUAAAAGAAGUCAGCAGGAGUGAGGUUGAACACCUCAGAAGUUUCUUGUACUCGCUAACAAACAGGAAAUAAACCCAUGUGUUUACGCACAGAUUCCUGAGCCAGAGAGAUGAUCUCAGCUAAAGCCUGAAUAAACUUGCCUGUCAAAAAUAGAGUUGGACAGAAAAAGAGAGAUUUGAUUUAAUCAGUGUGAUCUUCAUGAUUAAACAUAGUGCAGAUUAGCGCUCAUCUGGAAAGAGCGAUGAAUGAAUGAUGAUGUAUGAUGGACACCUGACGCAAACCACCAAAAACAAGCUGCUCCAGCUAGUGAAUUCCCACACAGUAUGUUAAACUUAUACAGUUAUUUUCAGAGUUGUUCGAACUUUUAUUUUCAUUUACCUUUAUUCAAACUGUCCUUCACACACAUUCUGUCUUCCUCUCUGGGUGCCUUCUGCCAGGGCGUAUUUUUAGUUCAGAACAGAAGUUUGGUGGGGAUGAGAGGGAAAAGAUGCAGACCCCCACGCUGCUGACGCACUCUCUUAAUCACCCCAGCUAAUUCACGCCGGCCCCCUCCUCAAAUCACACACUUUAUAUGAUCCUUCCAUUCACUCUCCAUGUGACUGAUAUGCAUCUGAUACAUAUUCACUAAUGUACACUCCAUAUAAUAAGCUUAUUAGUGUACACUAAUGCACACAUUAGUGUAUACUUCAGCCAUCGCUCUCACUUGUGCUUUCACUCCAUUUGAUGCACUCCAUACAAUUCACUCUCUAGUGUACAGUAUAUUCCAUCUGAUGCACUACAUCUAAUACGCUCACUAGUGUACUCCAUUUGGUAAAUAUUCACUAGUGUACACUUUAUCUGUAACAUAGUCAAUAGUGAACACACUAUCUGAUGUACUUACUAAUGUAUAAUUUAUCUGAUAAAUAAUCACUAGUGUACACUCAGUCUGAUACAAAAUGAUUAGUGUAUACUCUAGUGAUUAGAGUACAUACUAGAGUAUAUUUGAUAGUGUACACUAAUGCACACUGUCUGAUGCCACAUUAGUCUGUACUUCAUCCAGUGCUCUUCCUCCAGUGCUUUCACGAUAUUCACUAGUGUAUAAUUAAUCCGAUACAUAUUCAGUUAUGUAUACUCCAUCUAUUGAAUAGUCACUAGUGUACACUACAUGGGUAAUUGCAGGUACAUUUGGUGUCCGAAGUUUUUUUUUUCAUAUGGUUAUAUUUUUAAUUAUUUUAAUAAUUUGUUACUUAUUGUUAUGAAUUACAAGAUGUUACAGCCAAUAACAAUAUAAUAAUUUGUGU